GAGAGUACCAAAGGAAAUCUAGACUUCCUUCAUUUAGAGCUUUAGUAGUGCAGACAGGGCUUGGCAGAAGGUAUAGUAAUGCGGUUCAGGGACUGUGAGACAGAUUUCUUGAUCAGGUGAGCUACAAGGAGGCGUGCAUUGAAUGUUCCUGAAGGCAUGCAAGGCACACAAGAGAGGUGCUGAUUAAAUUGGUAUUUCUGAAGGGACACGUGCAUGGCAGAACAGGAGUGUGGCGUUUUUUGUCAUCUGACACACGUAACAACCAAACUGACAGUCCUGGACGUCACACUGGGACCACCUUCAGGCUACAAAGGAAAUUAGUGGAUUCCUUUCUCUCUGCAAGUCAUUUAAUUUGAUGUACAGAUAAUACUGGCAGUGUAUAUUAACCCCCAGGAGCCUGGUGUCUUCACUGUCCUUCACUGACAACGGAGACAAGAUACUAUGACGAUGGCACUGACGCUGACGCUGCUGUUCCUGCUGGGGUGUUGUGUCUCUUAUAUAGAUGGCGUAAAACUGUGGGGGUCAAGCAACCCGCAGGUGGCCAACAUGUGGCGAAACGGAUGGAACAUACACGAAGAUACCUACAUCGGAGGGGAGUCCGCUUCCGCAACUUCCAACCCCGACAGCCGCACCAACAGCAAAGUUCACGACAUCUUCUUCCAACAAGGUUCAUACGCUUUGACGGGGCCGAACAGCGGCACCCAGUUCUACGCCAGCCCGGUGACACCCAGAGAAUGCCUCACCCUCCAGUACAAGGUCUUCUUCCCCCCAGGGUACGACUUCGCCUACGGUGGAAAGCUACCGGGUCUGUACGGGGGCGGGGUCAACUGUACAUCUGGAGGCGACCCAGGCAAGGACUGUUUCACGGCCCGAUUGAUCUGGAGAACGGAUGGCAUGGGAGGAGUCAGUCUUUUCGCUCCUGAAGUCGCCCAGCAGGGGGGAUUCUGCAGCUCAGCCGACGUUGAUUGUAAUCAAGACUGGGGUCACAAAGCUUGGGAGGGACAGCUUCUAUUUCCAGGAAGAUAUAUGGUACACCAUAUUUAUGACCGUCCGCCUCAACACACCCGGGCAAGCUAACGGCUACAUCCGGCUCGCGUCAAAUGUCCUCGGUUUGAUGUUUGAAGUAAAUGACGUCAUGAUCAGGAACACCGCCGAUGUUCAAAUCGACGGCAUCUUCUUUUCGGCUUUCUUCGGCGGCAAUUCGGCUUGCUCCGCCAGUCCACUCGACCAGAAUGUCUAUUUCAGUGCCUUCCGCCUCAAGGAUAACUUCUGUUAAAUUAUGAAUGAAUAUAUGUAUGAAAAUCAGCACAUUUGAUUUAUGUAAUGUAAAAUCUCAAAUUAUAGUUUAGAAAUAUCAUGAAAUAAAGUGAAUUGAAGCUUAA
Haliotis rubra (blacklip abalone) is the source of this 1382-nucleotide messenger RNA. RefSeq lists its product as uncharacterized. NCBI's taxonomy places the organism in Eukaryota, Metazoa, Mollusca, Gastropoda, Lepetellida, Haliotidae. The transcript is spliced from 3 exons. Bases 442 to 1077 code for a protein of 211 amino acids. The record is from RefSeq and is a predicted model, not a curated record.